Molecule: messenger RNA, 1914 nt
Organism: Entrophospora candida
Lineage: Eukaryota; Fungi; Glomeromycota; Glomeromycetes; Entrophosporales; Entrophosporaceae
Source: the annotation of a GenBank genome assembly
AUGCGCCCAAAACCUUCACCAACUGUACCUGCAAUUGCAACAACUGGUUUUGAACAUUGUGGUGCUGGUGUUAAUUUCACCGAAUUCAAAGUUGAAUAUUUUAAAAAAACUAUCACAGUUAGAGUAAAUGGAACUAAUCCAUUAAAUAUCCAAAAUUGGGAAGUGAAUCUUUUUGUCUAUUUUGAUCCUAGACAUCAAGUUAAAUUAAAUUUUACAAAUUGUGCACAAGGUGAAAUCCCAAAUCCUUUAAAUACUAAUGGAUUUGGAUGUUUUAUUAAUGUAACCAAUAAACCUGAUUUUGGCUUUGUUGGUUGGCAGACUAAUUUAUUUGAUGAUGAUGGAAUACCUGAUAUUGCAUUUGAAAUUCCUGGUAUGGGAUCGUAUGCCGUUUUAACAUUACUUCCACCACCAGAAGAUAUUAACAAUGUAAAUUAUGUUGAUAUUGGUUGUUUAUCUGUACCAAUUGGAAAUCCUAAUACUGCUUAUUCUCACGAAGUAGUAUUCGCAUCAACAACCAUAGUUGGACUAGGAAUAUUAUUUGCUUGUGGAAAUUAUUUGGUAUCUAGUAGUUUCCAUUUGGAUGGAAACUCUCAUAAUCAAACACAAUAUGACCAUCAAGGUCAUCAUAAUCAUAAUCAAACACAAUAUGACCAUCAAGAUCAUCUUAAUCAUAAUCAACUACAAUAUGACCAUCAAGGUCAUCUUAAUCAUAAUCAAAUACAAUAUGACCAUCAAGGUCAUUUUAAUCAUAAUCAACUACAAUAUGACCAUCAAGGUCAUCUUAAUCAUAAUCAAACACAACAUGACCAUCAAGGUCAUCUUAAUCAUAAUCAACUACAAUAUGACCAUCAAGGUCAUCAUAAUCAUAAUCAAACACAAUAUGACCAUCAAGGUCAUCAUAAUCAUAAUCAAACACAAUAUAACCAUCAAGAUCAUCAUAAUCAUAAUCAAACACAAUAUGACCAUCAAGAUCAUUAUAAUCAUAAUCAUAAUCAUGAUCAUAAUUGUGAACAUUGGCCUGAUCGCCAUCAUGAUAAUGUUGGGUUUGUAAAAGUAGAUUUUUUAUCAAAUGCAGCCAACAAAUUGCGUGAAACAACUAUAUGUGCAUAUAUGAAUAUUUGUGAUGUUGCGGCAUCAACAGGUUACAUAGGAUUUGAUGAUUCAAACACUUGUAUUAAAAACAGAGUAACAAACACCAACUCAGAUACACCAGCUCCCCAGUAUUUAUUUUUUGCUAACACAACUAAUGAUGAAAAAGUAACUUUUAAUAAUCCAAAUGGAUUUUCUACUUAUGCAAGUAUUUUUAAAGUUCCUGACAUGAAUCUAUUUUUUGUUGUAUUUAUCAGUUUCUUGAUUGCAUUGGCAACAGCAUUGGUUUCAAUAUUGUUGAUUGUAUUAAUAUCAUUUGCAUUAAAAAAAUAUUGGAAAAAAUGGCCAAAAGUUGAAUAUUUUGCACAAAAAUCUUAUUUGUUUGUAUAUGGUGGCUUAUUCAGAGUGAAUUCUAAAUUUUAUCAAAAUAUUGAAAGUUUUUAUCAAGAAAGUGUUGCAAAAUAUGGACCAAAUGAAGCAACUAAAUAUCAUCCACAUAUAUCAAUGACUGGAUUUUUUACAUUAAAAAGCUUCAUCCCUUCUUCGAUUGAAAUUCAAGAAAUUAUCAGACCAAAUAAUUUCUCAAAAUCUUUAAUAAUCUCUUUAAAUGCAAACAAAAUUUUACAUAACCUUAUAAAUGAAUUAAGUAAUAAAGAUAAUUUAUUGGUGUCAAAAAUUGAAAAUCUUGCCAAAAAGUUGAUUGAUUUUCAUGAUAUUGUUAAAGAAAAAGAACAUUGGAAUAUUAUUCUUUAUAAAAGAGUUUUACAUGCUAAAAAUUUGGAUGAAAAACAUUUAUUUAGGGAAAUUAAAAAAUGGGAAAUCUAA